Molecule: messenger RNA, 2028 nt
Organism: Plutella xylostella (diamondback moth)
Lineage: Eukaryota; Metazoa; Arthropoda; Insecta; Lepidoptera; Plutellidae
Gene: DNApol-alpha73
Product: DNA polymerase alpha subunit B
Biological process (GO): DNA replication initiation; DNA replication
Cellular component (GO): alpha DNA polymerase:primase complex
Molecular function (GO): DNA binding
Source: RefSeq, a predicted model, not a curated record
AGAAAAUAUUAAAUAGCGAGAAACUAAUGUUAAAAUUCAUCAAUUAAUGUUUUUGUUUUUUAUUUAAUAAUUUUAUAGGAAUGAUGUGUAUGUAAUAACCAUUCUAUCAAGUUUAUUUGGAUUCGAUUGUUGGCCCGCCAUUUUGAAACGGAACUUCAUGUCUUGCUUGCCGCUUCUCGUUGUGUCGUUGUCGGUCUUUCUUUCAAUUUGUAGAAAAUGGCUACCGAAGAGUUGGUGACUGAGCAAUUUCAGUUUUUGGGCAUCGACGUUGACAACGAUGUAUUAACAAAGUGUGUCCUGUUAUGUGAGGAAUAUGGUGUUGAUGCUGAGACUUUUGUUGAGCAAUGGAUGGCAUUUAGUCUGUCUCACCUAAAUGGCGCAGCGCCUACAUUGAAGAACUUGGAUUUGCUAGAGAGAAAGGAAUUUUCCAAGCGCGGGGUAGAUCAAGUCAAUGCGGCUAUCAAAGAAACAUCGCAUCAAAAUGCCGGUAAAUCAUUGACAAUCUACAGUGUACCGGUGGAUGACCAGCCAGAAACUGAUGUCCUGUCUAAUUACAUGACAACAACAACACCUAAGAGGGUCAAAGUUGAAAAAGAUACCAGUAAUCACAGUGAGCUACGACCAGCUACAUAUUCUCCAACUGUUGGUCACUCAGCUAAGUAUGCUUCAAGGACCAAUGCCGGUACUGUCGUCUUUUCUUACGGCGAUGAGGAUGUGAAGCCUGUUGACAUAAAUAAUGUACUGAAUCUGAAUGUAACACAAGUACCGAACGAUGAUAAUGAUACGUAUAGUAAGGCUAUGUUUGGCUUCGAGCUGCUAUAUGAAAAGGCUACUGUUUACGACAACCACAUACGCUACAUAUCUCAGACUAUCCUGAAGAAACUGGGCAUUACAGAGACAUGCUCUGUUCGUCACAAAUCACAGACUGAAGUGACGGUGGCUGGGCGGAUAGAAUGUGACGCGGACGCUCGGCUCAACCCCAAGUCAGUGGUGCUACAAGGAACGUGGGACGAAUCUCUGAGCCAAGCUGUACCUGUCGACCUUGAUAAUGUGCAGCAGUACGCGCUGUUCCCCGGGCAGGUGGCGGUGCUGCGCGGCGUGAACCCGCGCGGGGACCGGUUCCAGGCGCGCGAGGUGCUCUGCGACGCCGCGCUGCCGCUCGCCGACCACCGCAAGGACUUGACUAACACCUUCAUAGGAUCAAUGUCAAUGAUUGUAGUGGCUGGACCUUACACAACAUCAGACAACCUGUCCUACGAGCCGCUGAAAGACUUGGUCACAUACAUCGGCAUGCACAAGCCGCACAUCGUGAUCAUGACGGGACCAUUCAUGGACAGUGAACAUGUUAAAGUUAAGGACAACACUCUGGCAGAAACUUACAAAUCGUUCUUCGAAAAACUACUCGACAGUUUAGGUGAAAUUAGCAAUACAAGCCCACAAACAAAGAUCUGCAUAGUUUCAAAUCAGAGUGAUGCAUUCCACGUGAACAUUUACCCCACUCCGCCUUAUACGACGCGGAAAAAGCAUCCAAAUAUACAGUUCCUGCCAGACCCGUGCACACUCAACAUCAAUGGCAUCUACGUUGGGGUCACCAGCACUGACGUCUUGAUGCAGAUCAGUAAAGAAGAGAUUUCCCUCGGCACGGGCGGCGACAAACUGGCGCGCUUGGCCGGGCACGUGAUUGGCCAGCAGAGCUUCAGCCCGCUGUGGCCGCCGCCCGGCGCGCCCGUGGACGCCGCGCUGUGGGCCGCGCACGCGCAACUGCCGCGCACCCCGCACGUGCUUAUACUGCCGUCCAACUUCAGAUAUUUUGUUAAGGAGGUGUCUGGCUGCGUGGUGGUGAACCCGGAGCGGCUCGCGAAGGGCGCGGUGGGCGGCACCUUCGCGCGCCUCACACUCAACCUCACCGACAAGACAGAACACGUCUGUAAGAGCAUUUCCGCACAAAUCAUACGUAUUUAGCUUUAAAAUUAAUUGAUUUAAGAAACCACUAUUAUCAUGAUACGGACAAUAAAACUCAGUAUUUUU